Molecule: messenger RNA, 989 nt
Organism: Fomitopsis serialis
Lineage: Eukaryota; Fungi; Basidiomycota; Agaricomycetes; Polyporales; Fomitopsidaceae
Exons: 6
Coding region: 137-643 (168 amino acids)
Source: RefSeq, a predicted model, not a curated record
CAACCCGUAGUGAGCGGCUUCCUGGGGUAUGAAGUCUGCACGCUCUCGCUCAAUAGCGGCCCUGCGUAUUCGAUAUAUAGGUAAGCCCACCCACCAUUCUCCAGAUGCUAUGUGCUCAUAGACCUAUUGCAGUUUGAUGAUGGGCGCGCGGGCUGCGUCGCUGUUGUCGGACGGCAUGGUGUUGGUGCUCACAGCUGUGAAGACGUUCUGGAUCAAGAAGCACACGUCGAUCUCGAGGGGAACGAUCAUCACAGAUAUCAUGCUCAGAGACACGCUGCUAUACUUCGCUUUGCUCUGUGUCGUCAAUGUCAUCGGUCUGGUCACCGGGCACUUGACGACUGACAUCGCCGGCGUUCUGUGUACAUGCGAGUUCAUCGAGGUCUGGCAGCUAUGGUCAUGCAUCCUGAACUCGGUGCUGCUGUCGCGUUUGACGUUGGAUCUGAGGGGCGCGGCUCCGGGGUUGGAUUCGUCGAUGUCGACCGCUACGCGGAGUGGCUCCGUGCGGCCGGACGGAGAGACGCAGGAGUCGGAGGCCAUCGAGUUGGACACGGAGGUGUCGGCGAUGUGGAUGGGUUCCCGCUCUGCUACGGGUGUCGGUGGCUCGGAGACUGCAGACGCGCCUCAAAAUGCGGGGAGCCCGUAACUCAGACUGCCAGGUCCUCCGGGCUCCUUCUCUCGCGCACGAGCUGCCCAACCUGUACAGAGACAAGGGUUCGUUGUCCAAGCUCAAGCUCUGGAAGGGAAGUCAACGGACGGGCGCUCAUUUCCUUCCGACAAUGAUUUCCUUUUACGGCAAUCUCCUUUCCUUUCCUGUCAAGCGAACGCUUUCAUGAUCAACCAUCACGCUACUUCUCGUCUAUGACGCUUCUCCCGGAUGUCUCUUACCCGCCACGGGUCAUAGUUCGACUCCGAAUGUCUGCCCUUCCCCGCUGUCUCUGCUACUGCUUAUCAUGACUCUCGCUGUCUCUCGCUUGUGCUCCAGUACAUGC